Messenger RNA from Papilio xuthus (Asian swallowtail), 1220 nucleotides. Its product is annotated as ras-related and estrogen-regulated growth inhibitor. Bases 396 to 1025 code for a protein of 209 amino acids. The record is from RefSeq and is a predicted model, not a curated record. Gene Ontology annotation, molecular function: GTPase activity; GTP binding. NCBI's taxonomy places the organism in Eukaryota, Metazoa, Arthropoda, Insecta, Lepidoptera, Papilionidae. The transcript is spliced from 5 exons.
GAUCACAUAAUUAGCUCUGUAGUAAUUCUGCUAUUGAAUAUUAUAAAACGAUUGUCUGUGUGAAGUAUUAAGUGGUGACAGUGAUGAUGGGGAAGAUAUGCGUUGAGUGGCAGUGGGUGCGAAACAGUGUCAAGAUUGAGGGGCGGCGUUGGCCGACGGCCAUGGGCACGUGGCGUCGUAAGGAAGCCCGAUGCGAUGCGACGUAAACACGCCUAUUCGCACAACUGAUCUUGGCCAGAUCUUGACCCAUUAACACGGGUGCCGAUGUCAGAGCUGUGUCGCUUUGGGGUAUUAAUAGCUGGUAAGCGGGAGCGGGGUUGUGUUGAGCGUACGCGCACUCCGCCUACGGGCCAUUCCACGAGAUCUCCGUGCGCCGGGACCAUGAUCGCGGGAAAAUGACAUCUCGAGGCAUAAGACGGAAGAAAUCCUCACUCUCCGAAGUGAAAGUGGCUGUGAUCGGUGCACCGUCUGUCGGCAAAAGCGCGUUGACGGUCCGAUUCCUCACUAAGCGGUACAUCGGAGAAUACGAUCAUCAGCAAGAUAGCAAGUACAAACACGAAGCUCUUCUAGAUGGUGAACCAAUAUUGUUUGAAAUAUUGGACACGUGUCCAAAGAGUUUGGACGAGCUACCUGGCAACGAAAUAGCGCAAUGGGCUGAUGGUUUGUUCCUGGUUUACUCCAUCACUGACCGCGAAUCGUUUAACUACGUGCGUCGAGCCAAGCAAAGUCUUCAUCCAGAUGUUCCGCUCACACUUGUAGGCAAUAAGGCUGAUAUGGUACAUUUAAGACAGGUGAGUCCAGAAGAAGGUGAAAUAUUAGCGAAAGAUUUUGAAUGCAGCUUCGCUGAAGUAGCUGCGGCAGAGCAGGUGAAUCAAGUUGGAGAGGUGUUCCAUGAACUUUGCCGUGAUGUGUUAUCUCUCAGGAAACGGGCGAAACACAGCUUGCUUGAUAGAAUGCUCGGCUCGAAAAGCGCAUAUCGAGUCUAUUCCAGAGGGAAAAGUGACAGCGCAUUACCCAAAGACUAAUUAUAGACAAUAUUAUGUGCAUUUAGUCACUUAAAGUUUGUUAAGUAGAUUGACCUUAUUUUGUGGUUGGUUAGAGAAAAUGGUUCCAUUUCAUAAUAACUUGUGCUAUUUGUAUAUGAUUAAAAUUAACAGUGGAAAAUCGAUAACAAUGUAAUUUGCAAUAUUUUGAUACAUGCAAUAUUAUCUGCUAAAUGU